UGCGGGCGGUGGCAAAGACAGUGCGCUGCGGGUAGCACCGCCCGUUGAUGUGCUCGCAUCGCCGGUGGCCCGAGCUCCGAUUGAAGAUGUACAGCUCGGCGCAGGGCGAGCAGUUGGUCUGGCCGACUAACCGCGACUGCAGGCACUGGAAACGGCGCUCGUUGGGGCUGAUGCCCGUUGACAACUGCCGGAUGCCGGUGGCCAGGAGCAUGGCCAGCAGACCAAGCCACCGCACGAGCACUCCCUGACCCUUCAUGGUUCAGACUCAUUUUCAGUCUCAUUUUCAAUCAGCCUCCAGUUUCGCUUUCGUUCGUUUCGCCACCUUUUAAUGGUCGAUGUCAUGGUUGUUUUGGCAAUUGAUACGCUGUUAAUCUCUAUUUCGAGUUAGCGAACUCUUCUUAAAUCUUUUAUCCAAAGAAAUAUCACAACAAAAAGAUUAUAGGCUUUACAAGUAUUUAAAUACUUUUCCUAUAAACGACGCUUCAUUAAUCCGAUUUAGGGCAUUGCUUUAUGGAUAAAAUUUAUCUGCUAUAAAUCGAUUUUAUUAAUUUAUUACUAUUAUUCGAUCGCGGAAUGGCUAAUGGCUAAUGUUUUCUGUUUCUAAUUUCGAUUGCAGACAACCAACAUUUACAGUGGGCCAAAAAGUUUACGAACGUUUUAUAAAAGGUUUCAGUGCAAAGUGUACAUAAACUUUUUUUGCCUACUGUAAGUACUUUUCACCUAAAGAUUCUUUUUAAAAGCAUUUUUGGGCCUUAUAUUAAAAAUAGAUAUUCGAUUGUGUUUCUAAUUUUUAAAUACUUUUUGUUUUUCAAUUUUGAUAGCAAAAACACAAAUAUUGAAAUACUUUAUCCUUUAAAAAUGCCAUUCAGUUCAUAAUGUAUAAGUAAUAUUGAUAAACAAGAAAUUCGUUUACAAAAUUUUUUUUUUUUUUCUUUUUUUUAGUUUUGAUCGCGAAUAAUUCAAAGUUCUCAAAGCUUUGUAGAAUAUGUACUCGUAUUAUGAAAUGUGUUAUAGUUAUUGAGCUUGGUAAAAGAGUGAGAUUUCUAUAAUUAUCGAGGAAUAAUAUAAUUUUCAAGAAUUUCAAUCUAGUUAUUUUAAAUGCUUUAAAAAAAAGUCAAAAAUAACUAAGACAAAGUCGAGAAUAUAUGUCAAAAACUUCCAUUUUAUGUUAGUUUGUGGGGAUAGUGAUAUUCGAAUCUCAAGGACCUUUUCGAGUGUGAGAGCAGCCAGCUUUUAGUCCGGCAGCCGGCAGAAUGUCCUUGUGAAUUCCAGCUGAUUGCGUUGCCAGGACGACCGACGAAAAAAAUACAACAGAAUUAUCUACCUUAUAGCCAGGCGGAUUUGGGAGAAACGGAAAUCCUGUUUGGGAUGGCGUUCUCAGUGUCGCCACAUCGGGCCAACCUGGUGCUCCAGAUGCUCCUCCAGGCCAACACGUAUGUGUCUAUGGCUUGGGCCCUGAGCCACUUGCUCCACAUGCUCAUCCGCUUCAGUCACUUGUGCAACUUGGAGGGCCUGUCCAUGCUGGCAGCCUACAUCCUGGCCGUGUCCGCCGAAUCCGUGCGCUUGUGGGCCGGCUACUCCAUCAAUCUGUGCUCCGGCGCCACCGCCAUGUGGCUCCUGCUCACGGUGACGCCCUGCAUCCUGCUGCCCUCGAUGGCAUUCCUCCGUCUGUCUUCCGCCGGACGAAGUCUAUGGCUUGGCAUUGUCACAAAUGCCGUGCUGGCGAUGAUUGCCCUCGAGGUAGUCGCAUGCCUGGUGCACUUUGUGAUCUGUAAGCCGGGUUCGAGGAAGAAGAUGCCCAUGUCCCUGGAGGAACAGGAGGAACUGGACGAGGAGCAGCAGCUAUCCGCCCGAGUAGUGAAGUGAAGAAGCGACAGCAGGCGUAGAUUAAGGCUCUGAGGUUUACUUGGACAUUGGCAUACAUAAAUAAUAAUAAAGUAGGAUAAGCUAUUGAAGCUAAGCUAA
Molecule: messenger RNA, 1965 nt
Organism: Drosophila elegans
Lineage: Eukaryota; Metazoa; Arthropoda; Insecta; Diptera; Drosophilidae
Exons: 2
Coding region: 1369-1866 (165 amino acids)
Source: RefSeq, a predicted model, not a curated record